AUGCCGGCCGAAAGGCGUUCUCUUCGAUCGAACAACAAGUCUGACGCUUCCUCAUCCGCUAACGGUGACAAGGCAUCCUCGAACUCGCAGAGCUCAGACGCUAAAGAAAAAGCCGCACCUGCAACUCGCUCUGCUUCCAACAAGGCCAAAGGGGUCCCAGCGAAGAAAGGCACUACUGCCAAGGGCGCGAACAACGGAAUGGAGGAUGACCAGUCGCAAAACAACGGACCUGAUUCAACUGAAAAUGGUGUGAAUGGGUCUGAGGAUGUUGAGAUGGGAGAGGAUACGGCAGGUGCGCCUACAUCCUCAUUCAACACUCGCAAGGAUCGGAAUGGUGACGAGAAGAUGACUGUUGUAGUGCCCCCAGCCAAGGGUUCCAGGCCAUCUAACAAGGCAGGCCAAGAUAAAGAUGAAGACACGACGAUGGACGGCACCGAGCCAGGUGAUUCUGAGCAAACUGAGCCUGAGAUUGAUCCAACGACCAAGGCCAUCCAAGAUAUCAAGAUCAACUUUACUCUGCUUGACCGCGCCGUAGCUCACUUCGAUCCCCGAUUCACUCUACGUGUUCUCCGUUCUAUAUCCUCGAUGCGAAAGCAUAUUACUCCGGAGGUUCUCGCCAAAGUGAUUGUGGAUGUUUACCCAGAUUCCAGCCCAAUGGCUUCUUUCUUACUCGAGGCCAUUGACCAGGCCAAUGCGUUUGAGGGUGUUCCUGCUGACUUGAAGAUGGACUUGGACUUGGAGAAGACUAAGGGAACCCCUAAGGACACUCUUCCAGAAGUAGACGCAUAUUUGGCCAUUUUGGUCCAAAUCUAUCUCUUUGACGAGCGAAAAAUCCAGCAAGGUGCUGACUUCUCGACAAAUCUAAUUGAACGCCUUCGAAACUUGAAUCGCCGUACUUUGGAUUCCCUUACCGCCCGCGUCUACUUUUACUAUUCUCUGUUCUUUGAGAAAAUUGCUCCACUUCCUCCAUCCCCAGCCGCUGCUGUCACCAACAUUCGCCAAACAUUGUUGGCGGCAUUGCGCACGGCUGUCCUCCGGAAAGAUGUGGACACCCAGGCCACCGUCAUGACACUGCUCCUCCGCAAUUACUUGUCCACGUCCCAUAUCACGCAGGCUGAUCUUUUAAUCUCGCACAACCGGUUCCCUGCGGCUGCUUCCAACAACCAAAUUGCUCGGUAUCUUUACUACCUUGGCCGCAUUCGUGCCAUUCAACUGCAGUAUACCGAGGCCCACAGCCAUUUGGUCGGUGCCACCCGCAAAUCUCCCACCAGCCAUAGCGCUUGUGGGUUCUAUCAGGCCUCUCACAAGUUGCUUGUAGUUGUUGAACUGUUGAUGGGCGAUAUCCCAGAUCGUUCAAUCUUCCGUCAACCUGCUCUUGAGAAAGCCUUACACCCAUAUCUUUUGCUUGCACAGGCUGUCGGUGUUGGUGACUUGGACGGCUUUUUGAACACUGUCAAUACACACAGCCCUACUUUCCGGAAGGAUGGUACUUACACCUUGAUCCUCCGUUUGCGACAGAAUGUGAUCAAGACUGGUAUCCGUAUGAUGUCUUUGUCGUAUUCUCGUAUCUCUUUGCGCGACAUCUGUCUUCGCUUGGGACUCGAUAGUGAAGAGUCGGCUGAAUACAUUGUGGCCAAGGCAAUUCGUGAUGGUGUCAUCGAAGCAACUUUGGAUCAUGAGCAUGGCUUCAUGAAGAGCAAAGAAGUUGGCGAUAUCUACGCCACCCGGGAGCCCGGCGAGGCAUUCCAUGAACGUAUCCGUGCCUGUCUAGCCCUCCAUGACGAGAGUGUCAAGGCAAUGCGUUUCCCUAUGAACCAACACCGCUUAGAGCUUAAGAGUGCUCAAGAGGCGCGGGAGCGAGAGCGAGAGCUGGCCAAGGAGAUUCAGGAAGGGGACAUGGAUGAUGAAGAAGCCGGUGGUGACUUUGAUGCCAUAUAA
Messenger RNA from Penicillium angulare, 1938 nucleotides. RefSeq names its product proteasome regulatory particle lid subunit RPN3. NCBI's taxonomy places the organism in Eukaryota, Fungi, Ascomycota, Eurotiomycetes, Eurotiales, Aspergillaceae. Gene Ontology annotation, cellular component: proteasome regulatory particle, lid subcomplex; proteasome complex. The record is from RefSeq and is a predicted model, not a curated record. Gene Ontology annotation, biological process: regulation of protein catabolic process; ubiquitin-dependent protein catabolic process. The coding region runs from base 1 to 1938 and encodes 645 amino acids. The transcript is spliced from 3 exons. Gene Ontology annotation, molecular function: enzyme regulator activity.